Molecule: messenger RNA, 1853 nt
Organism: Daktulosphaira vitifoliae (grape phylloxera)
Lineage: Eukaryota; Metazoa; Arthropoda; Insecta; Hemiptera; Phylloxeridae
Product: TBC1 domain family member 20
Exons: 8
Coding region: 248-1408 (386 amino acids)
Biological process (GO): positive regulation of GTPase activity; endoplasmic reticulum to Golgi vesicle-mediated transport
Cellular component (GO): endoplasmic reticulum membrane
Molecular function (GO): GTPase activator activity
Source: RefSeq, a predicted model, not a curated record
AAAAAAUAUCUACACAAAUUUUUUUAGUUCUAUGUGAGUUGACGUUUUAAUCUAUGACAAACAGUUUAUAUGACAAUAAAGUUAACGCACUUCUUGUAAAUUCAAUUUAAAGUUUAGUAUACUUGUCUAUGAUUACACUCGGUAUUGCAAAAAUCUGUUACGUUCCUACGUUAAUUAUAUUUUUUUAUUUCUUUGAUUGAAUACGAUAAUUGCGAAGAACCAAUUUGCAGUGAAGAAUUACAUCAAAAUGACUGGUUAUGAUUCUGAUAAUUCUUCGGAUUCAAGUUACUCGAAUAUAGAUUUCUAUGAAGUGCAGAAUGUGGUACCAGAUCAAUAUAAAUCUAAGGUAGAUAAAUGCAAUGAAAUACUUCUACAUGAUAAAAAAGAUAUUGAUGAAUUACGUAAUCUCGCAACAAGUGAAGGAGGAUUAGUUAUAAGUUUAGUAAGAUCUGAAGCCUGGCCUUUAUUUUUGAAUUUACCAAAAAAAAAUAAACAACUACUAGAUGAGGAAAUAAUAACUAAUCAUCCAGAAUACAAUCAAGUUGUAAUGGAUGUUCGAAGAUGUCUUAAACGUUUUCCUCCGGGCAUUUCAUAUGAGAGAAUAGGUGUUUUGCAAAAUCAACUAAUAGCAAUUAUCUUGAGUGUUAUUGCUGAACAUCCAGAGUUAAAAUAUUAUCAGGGCUAUCAUGAUGUUGCUGUUACAUUUUUAAUUGAAGUUGGACAAGAAAAAGCUUAUAGUAUAAUGGAAUAUUUAUCAUUAAAUCAUUUAAGACAGUUUUUAAUGCCUACAAUGGAAGAAACGUCUUACAUGCUUUGGAAUGUUUUCCCUCUAAUCUCAAAAUUAAAUCCAGAAUUAGAAUAUUUCCUUACAAAGUCUGGUAUAGGUACAAUAUUUGCAUUGCCAUGGUUAUUAUCAUGGUUUAGCCAUAGUUUAAGUCAGCAUAAAAAAGUAGUUCGUCUGUUCGAUUAUUUUUUGGCUUCUCCUAAAGAAAUAAUUUUAUAUGUGAUAGCUCAAUUAAUAAAUGAGAGGAGUGAAGAUAUUUUAAGUGCUGACUGUGAUAUGGCUAGUGUUCAUUCAGUUAUUUCAAAGAUUCCAGAAGAUAUAGAUUUUGAAAAAAUUUUAAGUCAAGCUACUAAUAUGUUGUACGAAUACCCACUUUCUAAGAUAAAAUAUGAGGUUGAUAUUAAAGUGCAACAAGAAGCUGAUUUUUUGGCUGGUUUGAAUGAAAAUUACACCAUGCGUAAGCAUUUAAAAUACAUGAAAUCCAUUGGUCAUGGACCACCAUUUGCAAAUGCUUAUAAUUUUGUACCUAUUUGGAGAAUACCACGAAUGAGAUUUGGUUUCUUGUUCUUUGGGUUUAGUCUUGCUGCAGGAUUAUGGGCCAUCAUGAGGACCAGUAGUAACUAAUUUUUGACUUUAUAAUAAUUAUUCUACAUUAUUUCAUUCCAAAUAUAUUUGUGCUAUAACCAGGGGACUAUAUAGACUGAUAUCAAAAAAAAUUAUGUAAAUUGACUUUUUGUAAUUACUUGUUUUUCUAUUUUAGGUAUAUUUUUAUUUUGUGCUGUAUUUAUUUUACUAUUUUGUUAAUCUCUUUUUAAUUUAAUACAUUGUUGUAAUUUUUAAGUUUUUAAUAGAAGAAUUAAUUUUUCAAUCAAAUAUUUUUAACUAGAUUUAACUGUGAUUGAAAUUGUUACUAUUAUUAUUUUAAUUGACACUAACGAUAUUGUGAUUUUUCACUUGCUCUCGUUCAUAUUACCAUUUAUAUAAUUUUAUUUUAGUUACUGUGUUAUAAUUAUUUUUUAUUGUCAUGAUGUUGUAAUGAGCUUAAAUAAAUUUUUAUUGAUAUUUUUAA